Coffea arabica (coffee) is the source of this 1612-nucleotide messenger RNA. NCBI's taxonomy places the organism in Eukaryota, Viridiplantae, Streptophyta, Magnoliopsida, Gentianales, Rubiaceae. The record is from RefSeq and is a predicted model, not a curated record.
GUUGUGGAUGAGAAAGCUGGAGAGAUGAAAUGGGUUCGGACAAAGGUGGACAUAGAUCAGCAUGUUGUGGUACCAGACCUGGACCGCAACAUGGGAUCACCAGACAAGUUUGUGGAGGACUACGUAUACAACCUUAGCAAAUCCAGUCUUGACAAGUCUAAACCUCUUUGGGACCUCCAUGUUCUCAAUGUCAAAACAUCUGAUGCUCAAGGUGUUGCGGUCGUCCGCAUCCAUCAUUCUCUGGGAGAUGGCACGUCUCUAAUGUCUCUUCUACUGGCUUGCACCCGCCAAGUAGCUGAUCCAGAUAAACUGCCAACAAUUCCAGGCCAGAAUAAGAAGACCACCAACUCGUUUUCAGGCCUUUCAAAGCCGAAGUUCUGGAAGUAUUACUUAAUUGCUGUAUGGUUGUUCAUCCAAUUAAUUUGGAAUACCAUAAGAGACAUUGUGAUCUUUGGAGCUACAGCGUUGUUUUUGAAAGAUACCAAAACUCCAAUCAAGGCUCCCCCAUGUUCCGAGUUAAACCCCAGGCGAGUUGUUUACAGGAUUGUUAGCCUUGACGACAUGAAGGUGGUGAAAAAUGCAAUGAACAUGACCAUAAACGAUGUUGCACUUGGAAUUACGCAAGCUGGUUUGUCUCGGUAUCUCAAUCGGAGAUAUGCUGAAGGUAAGAAAGAUGAGGGGGAGACUCAGAAGAGAAACAACCUGCCGAAGAAUAUUCGACUGAGGUCAACCAUCCUGAUUAACCUGAGGCCAUCUGCAGGAAUUCAGGUUUUAGCAGAUAUGAUGGAGAAAGACGCUGAAGCCAAGUGGGGAAACUGGAUUGGUUUCGUGCUUCUUCCCUAUAAAAUUGCAUUACGAGACGAUCCUCUGGAUUAUGUUAGAGAAGCAAAGGCAACCAUUGAUAGGAAGAAGAAUUCCCUUGAGGCCGUUUACACAUUCUCCAUUGCUGAUUUGGUGCUCAAAUUUUUCGGAGUUAAGGCAUCCAGUGACCUAUCUCACAGAAUUAUCACGCAGACAACAAUGUGCGUCUCCAACAUAGUUGGACCACAAGAAGAAAUCGGGUUCUAUGGCCAUCCAAUUGCAUAUCUUGCUUCAGGUUCUUAUGGCCAACCCCAUGCACUGAUGAUUAAUUUCCAAAGCUAUGUGAACAAGAUGACUAUGGUUCUAUCAGUCGAUGAAAGCGUCAUUCCUGACCCUCACCAGCUGCUUGAUGACCUACAGCUAUCACUCCAGCUCAUCAAGGAUGCAGUCCUAGCUAGCUGCUAGUCCUGAUUCAUGAACUCAACAGACGAAAAGUACCCAUCCACCAAGAGAUAGCGCAGCUGAAUAACACGCACCGGUGCUGCUAAAGUCACAAGACAAUCAACUACUAUGCAUUUGUUUUGUUAAAAAAAAAAAAAACCCAUUUCAAUAACGUACUAAAGAAUUUCAAUAAACCUAGUUUAUGAUAUAGCCAUAUUUUCCAGCCAUCCCAGUUUGUGACCGAAUGUAGAUUGGAUGAAUAAUCUAGAGGAUGCACAUAUGCUCCUUUGGUUCAUUGCAGUCCGGCCUUUUCAAGUUCUCAGUUUGGUACGAGGUUUAUAUCUAAGUAUUGGCAGCUCAUAUUCAAAAA